UAAUGUGUUAUAGUUAUGAAACUAGCAUAUUUUAAUAUAUUGGUGUAUGUUGCCUGCUUCGAGGUGGAACGUUUUGAUUUUGGUGACAUUUUUUAUAACAUAAACAAAGAAACAUGUAAACUAAUUAAAAACUCAGUUUGGGUCGCAAAUCUGUGUAAAUGCUUACCCAAUUAUUCUACUUAUUUUAAGAUUCAUGGGAAGCGUAAAUGCUAUAAUGCAGCCGACUUAUAUUCGGAGCUAGAACUAGAAAACGAUUAUAAGAAAGUCUUCUUCUUAAAAUCAAUAUCUGAUACAGAAUAUGUGUAUUACGACGAAAUAUAUAGUCUACAUAGUAAUAUUCUUAGACAAGAAGUAAACCUAUCAUCGUUUGAAAAUAGCACUUGGAUCUUGAUUUCAGAUGCAUCGAUAAAUUUUACUCAGACACAAAUAUUGGUUACUGUGAAAAAGAAUGAAUCUCAACUAACUGGAAGAAUUCUUAGGCUUUCGUUCAAUUUUAAUGGAAAACAAGAUGUUUUGUUAAAAAUAUCCGGCAUAUAUAAACCUCCAUAUAUACUAUUGGAAAACUAUUGGAAGCGGUUGCAUUUGGGUAGUUUUUCAACAGAUUUUUCUGAAUUAUCAAAUUUCAUACCAAAUUUCUCCACAACCCUGAUAUCACCUUUAAAAAUCUUAGAAACAACCAAACAGCCCUUUCAUAAAACAAAUAUAAAAUCAGACAAAAAUGGUUGCAGCAGUAAUCAAUCACUGAUAAUUGGAAUAAAUAUUGGAGUGUUUUUAAUCUUAAUGAUAUGUUGCUUUAUCAUUUGUAGGAGAGUUUAUAAAAGAAUUAAGAAAGGAAAGCCUAUUUUAGGAGACAUAUCUAAAUUAUUUUUGAAAAGUAACGGGAAUACACAAGCAAAAGGUUUGGCCAAGGUUGUUCAAUUUGGUGAUAAAGACAUUUACAUCAAUCCUGAAGAACUAAACAUAGAUGAUUAUCAGCAGUUACAUCUAAAUAUUUCUGAUGUUAGAAAUAAUGGUUCAGGAUAUCAUGAGCUAAAUACAGAAGUUAUCAGGAUUAAAGACAUUACUAAGACAUCAAUAAGCUACAGAACUGUAUCUCAAGAUAGUUGCACAUCUGAAUACACUGUUCCUUCUAAAUCAACAGAUUUGAAUCCAAAAUCUUUCGUUCAGCUAAUACAAGCGCAAAAUAGUAUCGACGAAGUGAAUAUUGAAUCAGACAGUUUACAAAAAUACCAUUCUUACUUUACGAUUGAGUGAUCCUAUCAAAUAAUAAUGUGAUCCUUUCUAAUCAUAAUUUAAAUUUUUAAAAGAUGCAUUAAAACAGGUUCGUUUUGUAAACGUUUGUUUAACUGCAACACGUUUAUUGCGAUUGUUUCAGGUUUUCUUUCAUGUGUUUUGGCAUAGAAGUAUUUGGGUAUUUAAUUUUCUUCCAGACUCUUCUGGAUUUUAAUUCCUAAUUGAAUUUAUAGGCGUUAUUGUUGUACGUUCUUUAAAUUAUUUCAUAAAUUUGUUAUAUUUUUA
Molecule: messenger RNA, 1518 nt
Organism: Hydra vulgaris (swiftwater hydra)
Lineage: Eukaryota; Metazoa; Cnidaria; Hydrozoa; Anthoathecata; Hydridae
Source: RefSeq, a predicted model, not a curated record